Molecule: messenger RNA, 507 nt
Organism: Emiliania huxleyi CCMP1516
Lineage: Eukaryota; Haptophyta; Isochrysidales; Noelaerhabdaceae
Exons: 3
Coding region: 1-507 (168 amino acids)
Source: RefSeq, a predicted model, not a curated record
AUGGUCCUCGUCGCGUCCGAGCCCAUCUCCGCCGGAGGCGAGAUCAGGAUCGACUACGAGGGAGGAAGCUCUCGCGCAGGCAGCGGCAGCACCGCGUAUUGGGGCGCGGAGACGGGGAUGGGUGAGCCGCGCGAAGACGGCGCGUGGCGUGCCGCUGUGGUUGACGGUUUGGCGCGGCUGCAGAGCGCGGCGCGCGCAUCGCAGGGCGGCGAGGACGUCGAUGCGGCGUCGGCCGUCCUUGCUUGCUCAGUGGCGGACGAGACAGCGGCACCGCUCCCUUGGGGUGGCGAGCGAGGGGGCGACGCGCGCUUGCGGCUGCUGGUGCCGAGUCUAGCAAAGAAGUUGGCCGGGCUGCGAGCGCGCGUCGCGUCCUGCCAAUGGGGCAUCGUGGCGUCGCACUUGCCUGGACGCACCGGCGCCGAGUGCCGCGAGCGGCGGGUUCUCAUCUUCCUCGGUCCAUUGCUGCGCGGCUUUCUGCACGAUCGGACACAGCGGGUCUCGCUUUAG